This is a messenger RNA of Mycetomoellerius zeteki, 3652 nucleotides long. Its product is annotated as transmembrane and TPR repeat-containing protein CG4050. NCBI's taxonomy places the organism in Eukaryota, Metazoa, Arthropoda, Insecta, Hymenoptera, Formicidae. Gene Ontology annotation, cellular component: endoplasmic reticulum. The record is from RefSeq and is a predicted model, not a curated record. Gene Ontology annotation, biological process: protein O-linked glycosylation via mannose. Gene Ontology annotation, molecular function: mannosyltransferase activity; protein binding.
UACGCCGUUUGACAGCUCGAUCGCGGUGCGCGGUACGUGCGUACGUAGAUACGUGCUCUCCCCCGCGCGGUGAUCGUCUUCUACGCGCCGCAACUCUCUUCGUGUGUCUGUGUCACGGAGCGGAGUGGACUCGCGCGACCGGGAGAGACGGCAAAAACCUACGGGAGAGAGCCUCGCCGUACUCCCGCCGGGUCGUUGCCCCGCACCGGUGACGACUAUGUCGGCGAGAGGCCGCGACGCGGUUCUUGGGCUCGCCGGCACUCGCGCUGGUACGUGAUCGCGACGCGUCGGGAUCAGUUGUGAUGUGCCUAAACGCGGACGCGGCUACGCGGUCGACGUGCGUGGAAAUGACAUUCGUGCAUCCCUCGUGGAGUUCCUACGGUUGAGAGCACCUGCAAGAGCGUAAGAGAGAAAGAGAGAGAGAGAGAAAGAAAGAAAGAGAUAGAGCGUGGGAGAAGACGGUAGUAGGAGAGGCGAAAGGGAGAACGUUCUUCCUUCCGUUUACUCCGGCGGUGCCCGCGGCUGAUUUGAGCGAGAAAGAAACGAAAGGCGACCGGCCGAUCGAUGUUUUAUUUGUGAUGGGAGUGCCUGCGCGGGGAGCACUCGCGGCGAUCGUGGCGAUAACCGCGCUCGCCGUGUACCUCAACAGCCUCGGCUGCGGCUUCGUCUUCGACGAUAUCUCGGCGAUCAAGGACAACCGCGACCUCAGGCCCCACACGCCCCUCAAGAAUGUUUUCUACAAUGAUUUCUGGGGCACCCCGAUGCACAAGGAACAAUCGCACAAGUCUUAUAGACCUCUUUGCGUUCUCACAUUCCGAUGGAAUUACCUGAUUCAUCAACUAGAUCCUAUGGGAUACCACCUGCUAAAUGUUAUUCUACAUGUUGGAGUAUGCCUAUUAUAUUUCAGGACCUGUUUGAUGUUUCUGCCAGAAGCAGCAAGUUUUGUGUCAUCUUUAUUUUUUGCUGUGCAUCCUAUACACACAGAAGCAGUCACAGGUGUAGUUGGUAGGGCAGAAACUUUGUCCUCCUUAUUUUACCUGGCAGCUUUAAUCACAUAUACUAAAUGUUGCAAAAGCAAAAGAUCUACAGGGUGGAAAUCCUUGAUAUUAUCUAUGUUUUUUGUAUUUACUGCAAUGUUGUGCAAGGAACAGGGAAUUACAGCAACUGCAGUUUGUGUACUGUAUGAAAUUUUUGUUGUACAGAAGGUUAGAGCAAGGGAUAUUUUCUUAGCACUAAAAUCGGCUUUUGGUGGUAAUAAAAUUUCACCUGCAUGGUCAGGCGAGGGUACAAAACGUUUGACCGCCCUUACACUUGUUACAUUUAGCCUGCUUAUCCUACGGUUACAUAUAAUGGGCUCAAAGUUACCUGUAUUUACCAGAUUCGACAAUCCCGCAUCGGUUGCUACAACACCAACAAGACAGCUUACGUAUAAUUAUCUUGCUGCAGUGAAUCUAAGACUGCUAUUUCUUCCAAGUGAUUUGUGCUGUGAUUGGACAAUGGGGACGAUACCAUUAGUAGAAAGCUUUACCGAUGUCCGUAAUCUCGCGACCCUAGCUACUCACGGAACUGUACUAGGAUUGCUUGUGACAGCUGUUGUAACACGUAGCAGACAAACGUCAGUCAUUCUUAUUAUGAGUUUGGCUAUGAUGAUACUCCCUUUUUUACCCGCGUCGAACCUUUUCUUUCCGGUCGGAUUUGUAAUUGCUGAAAGAGUUUCCAUGGGGUUUUGCAUGCUUAUUGGAUAUGGAUGGAGUAUUUUGGCAGACAAAAAAUGCAAGAAGCUAGUGUUACUUUUACUCGUAACACUUCUGGCCGCGCAUACGACGAAAACAUUUGUCAGAAAUUACGAUUGGUUAGAUGAAUACUCAAUAUUCAUGUCUGGUUUAAAAGUGAACGAGAGAAACGCUAAACUGUUUAAUAACGUGGGUCACGCGUUAGAGAGUCAAGGUCGUUUUAAGGAAGCAUUAAAUUUUUUCAAUAUGGCUGUACAAGUUCAGGGUGACGAUAUUGGAGCACACAUUAAUGUCGGAAGAACUUACAAUCAUCUAAAAAUGUUCAAGGAAGCUGAAGACGCGUACUUGAAAGCCAAGUCAUUAUUACCAAAAGCGAAACCGGGAGAAUCUUAUCAAGCACGUAUAGCACCAAAUCAUUUAAAUGUGUUUGUUAAUUUGGCUAACUUGAUAGCUAAGAAUGCAACUAGAUUAGAAGAGGCUGAUUUAUUAUACAGACAGGCCAUCAGUAUGCGUGCGGAUUAUACUCAAGCAUAUAUUAAUCGUGGCGAUGUUUUAAUUAAACUUAAUCGUACAAAAGAAGCUCAAGAAGUCUAUGAGCGAGCACUAUUUUAUGACAGUAAUAAUCCUGAUAUCUAUUAUAAUCUUGGUGUCGUAUUUUUGGAACAAGGGAAAGCAUCCCAGGCUCUGGCAUACUUGGACAAAGCUUUAGAAUUUGAUCCAGAGCAUGAACAAGCGUUACUGAAUUCCGCUAUACUACUCCAAGAAUUAGGACGGGCAGAAUUACGUAAAGUAGCUAGAGAGAGACUGUUGAAACUUUUACGAAAGGAUUCUAACAAUGAGCGCGUACAUUUCAAUCUGGGAAUGUUGGCCAUGGAUGAUCAUGACAGCGGUAGCGCGGAGCGUUGGUUCCGUAAUGCCGUCGCACUAAAAGAAGACUUCCGCUCUGCAUUAUUCAAUCUCGCGUUACUUUUAGCCGAUGAACAACGUCCGCUCGAAGCGGCGCCGUUUCUGAAUCAAUUAGUCAGAUUCCAUCCAGAUCAUGUGAAAGGCCUAAUUCUUUUGGGAGAUAUUUAUAUCAAUAACAUAAAGGAUUUAGAUGCUGCGGAAAAUUGUUAUCGUAGAAUACUGCAACUGGAUCCCACAAACAUUCAAGGACUGCAUAAUUUAUGCGUCGUGAUGGUGGAACGGGGUAAACUAGGCUUAGCGGCGCAAUGCUUGGAACGCGCUGCCGCUUUAGCGCCACAUCAGGACUACGUACACAGGCAUCUUUCGAUCGUGAGGACCCGUAUUAGUCGUCUACCGCCAGAUCAACGCGAUAACGAUAUCUUUGACGAUUCUUUCUGGAGCAGCAAUGUGAAGGAUAGGCCUUUCAAUACCGAGUCAUCAAACGGACAGUUUCUAGGAAAGACGGAUUCCGUUUUCGCGAAUCACGCAACAGUUCACAAUCACAUAGGAAGUAAGCAGAGCAAUACCGAUUCCCUGAAUAAUCACAUUAUACAUUUGAAAGGUCCAUCAAAGCCUGCCCGUGCGAUGAAUGGCGUCGGUACGGAAACGAAGGACGGACAGCGACCCAAGCAAACGACGGUCCCAGAACUGACUAAUAUCGUGGAACCUACUACGGACAGGGUUUUCGAUAGGAUUAUAAGCGCUGACGUAACAAAACUAGAUAUCACGCAGAAACACGGCUCGAAACACACGAAUUCCGAUCAAUUCAAUCAGAGUGCCGCCGCGACUGUAAGCGGCAAGCAAGGAAUUCAGCAGACAAAAGACAGUGCGUUGUCAUAGUAUUAAUGUAAAAUCCGCCGAAUACUGUAAAGUUAUGCAUAUAACGAAAAGUUAUGGUGGUACAGUCAUAUAGAGCUAAUGUGUGAAUAUGGAAUAAAUACAGAGUAUUGUUUUAUAUGCUGUAUAAAAAAAAU